UUAAAAGUUUAGCAGAAGAACAAGGAUUGGAUCAACGUUUAUUUUCACAAGGAUUCCUUAGUUUUAGGAGAUUUUGUUUGGAAUCUGAUGCCCUACCAGUAGAAUUCCAUAUUGUGAUGAGUGAUAUACUGACAAAUGCUGGUCAUGUUUCUGAUAUAUUUCCAUAUUUUCUUAAACAUGCUAAACAAAUGUUUCCUCAUAUAGAAUGCAUGGAUGAUCUCAAGAAAAUAAGUGAUCUUACAGAUCCAUUAAAUUGGUAUUCAGAGGCAAGAGCACAUACCAGAAAAAUCAUAUAUCAUGCUGGUCCAACUAAUAGUGGCAAAACUUAUCAGGCACUUCAAAGAUUUAUAAAUGCAAAAUCAGGAAUAUAUUGUGGCCCCUUGAAAAUGCUUGCAAAUGAAGUCUACAAUAAAACCAAUGAAAAUAAUACAAACUGUGAUUUAGUUACAGGGGAGGAGAGGAAGCUAGCCAGAUCUGAUGGAAUUCCUAGUAAUCAUGUAUCCUGCACCGUAGAAAUGACCAAAUUAUCUCCAGAAACUAGUAUUUCCCAAGAUGAUGAUUAUAUAAAAGAUAAUCUUAUUAAAACCAACGAAAAAGGUUUAUUGAGUGAGUCGACCAAAGGAAAUCAUUACGAAGUAGCAAUAAUCGAUGAGAUACAGAUGAUAAAAGACCCGGUUAGAGGAUGGGCCUGGUCUAGGGCCUUAUUAGGUCUAGUAGCCGACGAAAUACAUUUGUGCGGGGAAAGCUCGGCAAUACAAAUAGUCAAGGAUAUAUUGAACCCUAUCGGGGAAAACGUAGAGAUCAGAAAAUACAAGAGAUUGACACCUCUCACGAUAUUGGACAAACCUUUAGGAUCUUUCGACAACGUAAAGGAUGGUGAUUGCAUAGUUUGCUUUAGCAAAAACGACAUUUACAUGAUAAGCCAGAAAAUAGAGGCCAGAGGAAAGUCCUGCGCUGUUAUAUACGGUGGCCUCCCUCCAGGGACCAAACUUGAACAAGCCAAACGUUUCAACGAUCCAGACGAUCCCUGUAAAAUAAUGGUUGCAACCGAUGCCAUAGGAAUGGGCAUUAAUCUAAACAUCAAACGCAUCAUAUUUUAUUCCCUCCUCAAACCUUCCUUGAAUGAAACGACGGGCGAAAGAGAAAUGGAACGUUUGUCCGUUAGUCAAGCUUUGCAGAUAUCCGGCAGAGCGGGCCGAUUCGGUAUGUCACAAAACUCGGAAGAUAACGAAAUUGGCGGGCAAGUCACUACUUUCGGAUCUCAAGAUUUAUUCACCCUGAAGUCUCUGCUCAGAAAUGGGGAAGCUUCUAUUGAACCUAUCGAGGUGGCCGGACUACAUCCCACUGCCGAGCAGAUAGAACUAUUUUCUUACCACCUCCCUAAAGCCAGCCUCUCCAACUUGCUAGAUAUAUUUACCGCCAUUUGCACCGUCGACAAUUCCAAAUAUUUUAUGUGCAACCUGGAAGAUUUCAAAUUUCUAGCUGACGCGGCCCAGCAUAUACCUUUGCCGCUCAAAGUUAGAUAUGUGUUCUGUUGUGCACCCAUAAGCAAGAAACAGACAUUCGUUUGUGCUAUGUUUAUAAAGUUUGCCCGUCAAUUCAGCCGUGGCCAGCCCCUGACUUUCGAAUGGUUAUGCCAUCAACUGAACGAUUGGCCCUUCUCACCGCCUUUAACCAUAACCGAUUUGGUUCAUUUGGAAGGUGUUUUUGACGUUUUGGAUAUGUACCUCUGGCUCAGUUACAGAUUUGUUGACAUGUUUCCGGACGUUGCGAUGAUACGGGAUAUGCAAUUAGAAUUAGACGCUAUCAUAAAAAUAGGCGUCACAAAUCUAACUAAGUUACUCUGCAACUCUAACGGACCUAGCAAUGUCUUGAGUUAUGAUCCCGAUAUACCCACUCAAUACAAAACCUCCAAAAGCCAAAGAUCUCUCACCAAUAACUCGAAUUAUUCCAAUGAUUCAGAGGCUAUUAAUGAUAAAGCAAGGACUCUUGACGAUAAUAUCGCGUAUGAGAGCGACGCUAAUUCUCCCGUCACUACGACUCGAAAAUUUGUCAAAGGUUUUCAUAAAAAGAGAGAGACGAAUGGGUUAGAAACUAAAUUAUCUAACCACGAAACAAAUGAUAUGAGUAGUCCUACUAAAAAGCGAUACGGUAAUAAAGGUAAUAAUCAAACGAUUAAUUAUGGCCCUCGGUCAAGAUUGACGGACCAAUUGUUGGAAAGGGGUCUAUUGACGCCUAAAAUGCUGAGGGAACUGAAGAACGAAUGGCAAAGGAGUAAAAAAAAUGAGGAUACUAUUUCUGCCAACGAUAAAAAUCUCAACAGAGACGUGCAAUAUAUAACUUAUUCUUCCAAAAGGGAUAGCAGGUCCGAAAUGAACGAAACUAAUUCAAACAGAAGAGAAGACCCCCAAAAUAGAGAAAAUAAUGAACAAGACGAUAAAAACAAAGACAAUUUAUACAACACAUAAUCCUUAUUAAAAUAGAUUACGAAUCAUGGCAUCGCAAUAUCAUUCAAUAAAUCGUGGUUGUUAUAAAGAUGUAUAU
This is a messenger RNA of Gordionus sp. m RMFG-2023, 2544 nucleotides long. Its product is annotated as ATP-dependent RNA helicase SUV3 homolog, mitochondrial-like. Bases 117 to 2468 code for a protein of 783 amino acids. The transcript is spliced from 13 exons. Gene Ontology annotation, biological process: mitochondrial RNA 3'-end processing; RNA catabolic process. Gene Ontology annotation, cellular component: mitochondrial degradosome. Gene Ontology annotation, molecular function: ATP binding; RNA helicase activity; hydrolase activity, acting on acid anhydrides. NCBI's taxonomy places the organism in Eukaryota, Metazoa, Nematomorpha, Gordioida, Chordodea, Parachordodidae. The record is from RefSeq and is a predicted model, not a curated record.